Messenger RNA from Lathyrus sativus (Indian pea), 972 nucleotides. The record is from the annotation of a GenBank genome assembly. Lineage: Eukaryota; Viridiplantae; Streptophyta; Magnoliopsida; Fabales; Fabaceae.
AUGGCGUCCCUCAUAUCCACCAAAACCAACCACUUUCGUUACGCUUCUCGUUGUCUCUUAUCUCACCUCCUUCGCAAUCCCACGCCCACUUCCUCGCUUCUUUCACCAUCAUCACUCUCUCACCACCUUUCAACUCAACCUCGCCAGGUUGGGAAUCAAGGUUAUGGUAAUGGGUCAUUUAUGCUGUAUCAGAGACUUUUAUCCGGUACUGCUAAUCAAGAUAAACCACCAGCUGAUAAUAACAAUUCAUCAAAAGAUGAUUCUGGUAAAGGAAAAGAGUCUGGUGGAGAACAGGAACAGAAAAAUGAUGCCGGAAAAUCCAUCCGUGGAUCUCCGGUUUCUUGGUUGAGCUUGGUUUUUCUGGUUUUAACUGGAGCUGGAUUGGUGUAUUACUAUGAUCGCGAAAAAAAACGACAUAUAGAAGAAAUACAUAAUGCUUCAGAGGCAGUUAAGCAGGGACCUUCUGCGGGUAAAGCAGCCAUUGGGGGUCCAUUUGAGCUCACCAACCAUCACGGAAAACGUGUAACUGAAAAAGACUUUUUGGGUAGAUGGACAUUGAUGUAUUUUGGAUUUACUCACUGCCCAGAUAUCUGUCCCGAGGAACUACAGAAGUUAGCAGCCGCAGUUGAUAAAAUAAAGGAGAAAUCUGGAAUUCAAACCGUGCCAGUUUUUAUCUCUGUUGAUCCUGAGAGGGAUACUGUUGAACAAGUCGCUGAAUACGUCAAAGAAUUUCAUCCAAAGUUGAUUGGACUAACUGGUAGCAUAGAUGAGAUAAAAAGUGUGGCUCGUGCAUAUCGUGUUUAUUACAUGAAAACAGCAGAGGAAGACUCGGAUUAUCUUGUUGAUCACUCCAUAGUCAUAUACUUGAUGGCACCUGACAUGGGAUUCGUAAAGUUUUUCGGCAAGAACAAUGAUGUUGACUCACUUACUGAUGGAGUUAUUAAGGAGAUAAAGCAGUAUAAGAAGAAGUAA